AUUUUUUUAUCACAGUGACGUUUUCGUGACGCUUCGCAAUCCAUGUCACAAAAGAGGGUAGCAUGUCUUCGGGUAUGAAAUUCAAUGGUCUGCUGCGCUUUUGGCCGCCGCCAGUUCAGAUUUUCCAAAUUCGAAACAUAUAUAUUGGCAAUUCCGAAGGAGGACCGAAGCCAAAGGUAUUUGACAAGGAAAAGCUGAAGAAGUACAAGGACGAACUCAUUGGCAAGGACACUGGUAAAAACUACAACUACGUGGAUAAGGUGGCAAUAAUAACGGGCGGUGCAUCUGGUAUUGGUUACGAGUUCGCUAAAACGUUGGCCGACAAGAAACUCUUGGGCGUCGUUAUUGCUGAUAUAAAUGUAGAGGCAGGAGAGACGGCGGUCAGAACAUUGGGAAAUAACGUGAUGUUCGUGAAGACCAACGUACAGAACAAUUCUGAGCUUAAAAGUUGCUUUAGGAGGGUGAUGAAGAAGUACCAUAAAUUGGAUUUGUUGAUCAACAAUGCCGGGAUUUACAAUGAGCGAAGCGUCGACAAAGUAUUGAAUACGAACGUCAGGGCAUUGAUGUACGGUACUUUUUACGGGUUCAUGUACAUGGGAAAACAUCGGCGAAGACACGGUGGUAUCAUCAUCAACGUGAGUUCCGUAGCCGGAAUACGACAAUACGCGGGAUUCCCGCUCUACACCGGUGCCAGUCAUUUCGUGGUAGGAUUCUCCAGAAGCAUGGGGACACCCUUCUUCUACGACCUUACAGGCGUGAAAGUCUUCACAAUAUGCCCAGGAUUUACGGACACCCACCACCUGAAGGACAUUAACGUCCUUCGCGGCUUCGACGACCUCAAAUCGUACACGAUAUCGACAAUCUCCAGCAAAAUGCAUCAAUCUCCAUCCGUUUUUGGACCAGCACUUAUUACAGUAAUCGAGAACGGUCGGAACGGAUGCACCUGGGUUGUCGAGAACGGUAAACCGGCAUACGAAGUUUCACCCAAGGAGUCCACCGUCAUCUAGCCAAACUAUACAUAAUUUUAUGUAAUUUAUUUAAGUAUAAAAAAAAAGAUAAACAACG
Nicrophorus vespilloides is the source of this 1065-nucleotide messenger RNA. Its product is annotated as 15-hydroxyprostaglandin dehydrogenase [NAD(+)]-like. The transcript is spliced from 5 exons. Gene Ontology annotation, cellular component: cytoplasm. Gene Ontology annotation, molecular function: oxidoreductase activity, acting on the CH-OH group of donors, NAD or NADP as acceptor. Lineage: Eukaryota; Metazoa; Arthropoda; Insecta; Coleoptera; Silphidae. The record is from RefSeq and is a predicted model, not a curated record. Bases 63 to 1007 code for a protein of 314 amino acids.